AUGAGGAACACUGUGGCUUUAACUCUUUUGUCGCUAGCCGCUAUCGGCGCCCCAGCUGCUGCUCAAAUUCGGGUAUCACCUCCGGCAAUGCAGGCAGCACCGGUUCCGACCAGUGCAGCCGUUGCAAACCAAGCUGUCAACCCCAGUAACCCGUUGAAGAAUGCAGCAGCGGAGCGCCUUGAUUCUCUUACAAAAGGGCUCGAGGAUGCCAUGAAGUCAAACCCGUUUUUUCAGCUGACGGGCCUGUCGAUGCAAAUUAGAGAACUUGCACUCACGAAUCCCGACGCCAUCAAGGGAGCUGGCGUGUAUGUAGUGAACGCACCGAAGCCCUCUGCUGAAAAUAAGAAAAUGACACAGUUAUUUGCCGACCAGGGCGUCGAGGACAUUUUGCAAGGUGUUGAUAGUCCCCCAGUUAAGAUGCAGAGAAAAGAGGAGGAAGAAGCGAAACUUGAUUACGAAAAGCUUAUGGACCCAGGAAAUCAGUCGGACCUUCAAAAAGCACUUCCGCCACAGGAAAGGCUGCGAUAUGACCAACAAAGAAUAGGGCAAAUCAAGAAUCAGAUCUCUGUCUACAAGAAAAACGUCGAAAGGGCUAAGAAAGCAAUCAGAAAAAAGGCGGAGGCACGUGAGCAGUAG
Messenger RNA from Neospora caninum, 636 nucleotides. RefSeq lists its product as hypothetical. The coding region runs from base 1 to 636 and encodes 211 amino acids. The record is from RefSeq and is a predicted model, not a curated record. NCBI's taxonomy places the organism in Eukaryota, Apicomplexa, Conoidasida, Eucoccidiorida, Sarcocystidae. The transcript has 10 exons.